This is a messenger RNA of Phytophthora infestans T30-4, 777 nucleotides long. RefSeq names its product delta-1-pyrroline-5-carboxylate synthetase, putative. The record is from RefSeq and is a predicted model, not a curated record. Lineage: Eukaryota; Oomycota; Peronosporomycetes; Peronosporales; Peronosporaceae. The transcript is spliced from 3 exons. Bases 1 to 777 code for a protein of 258 amino acids. Gene Ontology annotation, molecular function: ATP binding; glutamate-5-semialdehyde dehydrogenase (NADP+) activity; kinase activity.
AUGCGGGAAUUCGGAAGAGACUUGCGUCGCGCUCGCACCAUCCUCAUUAAGAUUGGGACGGAGAUCGUCCAUUCUCCUGAAGGUCUUCUGGCCAUGGGGCAGAUCGGCAACAUCGUGGAACAGAUCGCAAUUUUGCACAUGCGUGGCCACAACAUCAUCCUCGUAUCAAGCGGCUCGAUCACUAUUGGCAAAAUGGUAUUACGGCGUCAGUACCUACUAUCGGGGUCGAUGCAGUCUCAUCUUGGAGGCCAAGUGGAGGAUAACAUGGAAUUCUAUGAGAAAGCCUGUGCUGCGGCGGGUCAGAGUGGACUCCAGAGUCUCUACGAGAUGUUGUUCUCUCAGUACCAUUUGAACUGCUUCCAAAUAUUGGCGUCUGAUGCGGAUUUCCGUACCGACGUCAUCACACGUCGAACGGCGCCUUUACUUAGUGGGGAGAAGAUGGCGUGGGAUAAUGACUCGCUUGCGUCACUCUUUGCUCAAGAGAUGCAAGUGGAUCUUAUGGUAAUUAUUACUGAUUCACGAGUGUCGUCUAUGGGUCAGAACGAUAAGGAGCACUCGUGCAUCAGAGCGGUGGAUAGUGGUGCUGUCCGUGCUGCUGUAGUUGCCAAGGCCGAGCCAGGAGUCCUUCUGCGCAUUGUCAACGGUGAACGUGUGGGAGCGCUCUUCAUAUCGCCGGAUGGAAAGCCGAUAGGAGAUGCCACAACGGAGGAAGAACACAUUGACCCUUUGUAUACUGGCAUUGCCAAACGCAGUCGUGGUCGCUUGAGUAAGUUGUAG